Cucumis sativus (cucumber) is the source of this 1723-nucleotide messenger RNA. Its product is annotated as ATPase ARSA1. The transcript has 11 exons. The coding region runs from base 67 to 1299 and encodes 410 amino acids. Gene Ontology annotation, molecular function: ATP binding; ATP hydrolysis activity. Gene Ontology annotation, cellular component: GET complex. NCBI's taxonomy places the organism in Eukaryota, Viridiplantae, Streptophyta, Magnoliopsida, Cucurbitales, Cucurbitaceae. Gene Ontology annotation, biological process: post-translational protein targeting to endoplasmic reticulum membrane. The record is from RefSeq and is a predicted model, not a curated record.
GAUGGAUGCAGCUUGAAAACUCGAAGAAAACUACUUUCAUUCACUAGAGAAGCCAUAGCCAUAGUCAUGGGGAGCUUCUGUCUUCCUUCUACUUUCUCUUCUUGUAUUCGCAGUUCCGCUGCAACAAAUUCCAUGGCAAUGGCAGCUUUUCUCUCUCAUCACCCCAAGAUUUUACCUCAACCCUUCCUCUCCACAACCUUCCGCUUCAUUUCUCUUUCAACUUCAACAAAACCGCCUCGAAAACUUUUCCAAGCAGUUAGAUCAGUGGCUACGCCUGCGGAAGGUAUUGCAGGGUUUGAGAGUAUGAUCUCUGGAACCGAGCGGAAGUAUUACCUGUUAGGUGGGAAAGGAGGUGUUGGGAAGACAAGUUCUGCUGCCGCUCUAGCUGUGAAGUUUGCAAAUAGUGGCCACCCCACGCUUGUUGUGUCUACGGAUCCAGCACAUUCGUUAAGUGAUUCAUUUGCUCAGGAUUUGACUGGCGGUACACUGGUACCAGUUGAAGGUCCUGACUCUCCAUUAUUUGCCCUUGAGAUAAACCCUGAGAAGGCUAGGGAGGAAUUCCGCACUACUGCUCAAAAAAAUGGUGGAACUGGCGUAAAAGAUUUCAUGGAUGGCAUGGGCCUUGGAAUGCUUGUAGACCAGUUAGGAGAGUUGAAACUCGGAGAAUUGCUGGACACACCGCCUCCUGGUUUGGAUGAAGCUAUAGCAAUUGCAAAGGUCAUCCAAUUUCUUGAGUCUCCAGAGUAUAACAUGUUUACUCGCAUAGUUUUUGACACAGCACCUACGGGUCAUACUUUGAGGCUUCUAUCCCUCCCAGACUUCUUAGAUGCUUCCAUAGGCAAGAUAUUGAAGCUUAGGCAAAAAAUAGCUUCAGCUACCUCGGCCAUUAAAUCUGUAUUUGGGCAAGAAGAAAAGCGGCUGGAUGCAGCUGACAAAUUAGAGAGAUUAAGAGAAAGAAUGGUAAAAGUUCGCGAGCUUUUUCGUGACAAAGAAUCUACGGAAUUUGUCAUAGUUACAAUCCCCACGGUUAUGGCCGUAAAUGAAUCAUCAAGGUUGCAUGCUUCUCUGAAAAAGGAAUCUGUCCCUGUCAAGAGGCUUAUUGUGAAUCAGAUUCUUCCUCCGUCAGCAUCAGAUUGCAAGUUUUGUGCAAUGAAAAGAAAGGAUCAAUUGCGUGCUUUGGAUCUCAUCCGUAACGACCCAGAACUCUCGAGCUUGUUGGUGAUCGAAGCACCAUUAGUCGAUGUGGAGAUUCGAGGUGUUCCAGCUCUUAAAUUUCUUGGAGACAUCAUUUGGAAGUGAAUGUUUUGCUGGUAACUCUUUUUGUUACCCACUUCUAUGGUUCUUGACGUAUCAUCUCCCAGCCAACUGACUGCAGCAGGUUCAUGAUGGGAAAAACAGUAAUUCAGAUUGAGCACAGCUCUAUAGUUGAAGUAACACAAACACAGUUUCUAGAACUCAUGAGAUUUUAGGAAAAAAGUUGAAAGGAAAAAAGAAAAAAAGGGAAAUAGAGGCUGAAGGUGUAUCACUAUAUCAUGUAAGCACUGGACAAUGCCUGAUAGAUAUGAAUGUUUUAUACUUUUGGGUGCUGGGGCUCUUGUAUUUUCUCGAAAGUUUGGCACCUGGAAGAUUCAAAACUUGAUCUCUCGGUCGAAGGUAUGUUCUAAUCAAAGUUUUUUAGUGACCUAGCUUCGAGAAUUGGAUGUCUCUUGUUCCAUUUUUUCAA